Molecule: messenger RNA, 1470 nt
Organism: Psilocybe cubensis
Lineage: Eukaryota; Fungi; Basidiomycota; Agaricomycetes; Agaricales; Agrocybaceae
Exons: 3
Coding region: 1-1470 (489 amino acids)
Molecular function (GO): RNA 7-methylguanosine cap binding; mRNA binding
Source: RefSeq, a predicted model, not a curated record
AUGGACAAUACUCCUGACGGAAUCCCUCCCCAAGAUAUUUCUACCCUUUCAUAUGAUGAGGAUGUCGCUUAUGAGGCACAACUACCGACAGAAGCUGAGAUUGCCGCUUCCUCAUUGGCGAACCGCAUCAGCAGAAGCAAGGUGUACCUACUAUCAGAAUCAUCAGCGACCAACAGGCCCGUCAAUGGCAAGUACGUGAAAAGCAGGAUCCUAAUUUCCGAGCUGGUUGGCUUUUUUCUAUUACUUCUGGUCUUUCAAAGAGGAAACACGAUGACGAUGAGGAGGAACAGGCGGAUAUGGACGAGGACAUGGACCAAGGCACACCCUGUGUACCGCACCAACGCGCUCCUCCUGCGCGGCUCGCCAAUAGAGCAUCUCCCGACUGCGCGUAUCUUCGCAUAUGCAACACACUUUGAUGCUCACCCCAUGGGUCUCGAAUGGGUCGACGACAAUACCUGUGUCCUUGUCUUCAAAUCUCGCAGAGAAGCUCUCGAAGCCUUCACCCGGUUGCAAAAGUCAGCCUCGGAAGAGCCCGAAGAAGAUGACUGUACAACUGCCCGACCAUUGCCUGUUGUUUUGUGGCCUCCCGAAGAGCGCAUCAACGAGACGCUUGGUCAGGGCCAGGGUCUCAAAGGACCCAUACGAAUGCGCUGGGCAAAGCGCGAUGACGUGAAGAAAAAGAAUGCGAUGAGAGAAAGUAAGUUUUACAAGCGGCAUGGGUCUAUGGCUGGAAAAGAGCUGUUCAAUGGGCGCGAUUUACCACCACCAAAACGAAGAAGACACGAUGACUACCGGGAUGACGACGCUCGGCGGGCAGAGUUAGAUGACGAACUUGAUAGGUUCCUGGCCGAAGACAACAGCAAUGACGAGAGGCAGGGAGAGAUGGACUCUGAAUCUAUCGAAGUUGAGGAUUUACCGCCAUCUCCUCCGUCGAAGAUGCGUUCAGACUACAUUCUCAAAGAUACUUCAAAAAUGCGGUCAGACUACAUAAGUGGUGACGGGCGAACAUUGCUCGAGCGCACUUCUCUCAUUCGUGUUCACAAAUCCGGAUUUGACGAAGAUGAGGAAAGUCCUACCUUAGCUACGCGACUGACAAUACCUUUACGUCGCCGCGGUCGGGGCCGGCGAGGAGUUGGAGACAGAAACGAAUAUGACACCCUCGAUCCUAAAACAUUGGAGAGUCUGAGCGACAGGCUACAACCACAAACGACCGAAAAAUUGGAAUGGGGACCCGGCACCUCUGAUUCAACAAAGGGUGAUCGUCGGCGUGGCGAGAUUCGUAUCUAUGGAGCAUCGAAUGAUUUGUCAGGAGACAGAGAAAGACGCCGUAGUCACAGACGAAGGGAACGAGAGAGGGAGGGUAAACAUACCGGCAAGCAGUCGCGAGGUCAACGUUUAGGGGAGCGUCCAAAGAAAACUCAGCAAGAGCUAGAUGAUGAACUGGAUGCAUUUUUGCGCGCGCCGUCAUGA